AAAAGGCGACACUUCCGUGUUUCUCCGGAAGUGGAAAUGGCUUCCUGCAGCAACAGACGGGACGAGAAAAUGAGCAAUUCUGAUGGUGAUGUCUCAGAAACAGAUCUGUUGCUUCACCCCGAACUUCUGUCUUUGGAUUUUCUCAAACUGGUCUUACACGAGAAAAAGAUAAAGACAGUUGAAAGUGAAGACCCUGACCACCUCACAGAGUUGUAUAUCCAGCAUGUUAUCCCGCUACCACAACGAGAACUCCCCAAUAACAGGUGGGGAAAAAGGGUGGAGAAGACAAAUCCACGCCAGAGCUCGACCACUACACACAGCUCGAGCACAGAUAUUGGCAGGAAGCGGCCGUUGAUCGUGUUUGAUGGCAGCUCCACCAAAACUGGCAGCAUUAAACUAAAGAGAGCUGAUGAUUUACCAGUUACAGAUCGCUUAAAGUCCCCACCUUCCAGCAUCAAUCUCAGUAACCCUAUACGUAAACUUUCAGGGUCCUCCACGAACUCAUCUUCCUCCCAGGCCUCAGCAGGAAGUGCCAGGAGUCCUACAGGAAACGGCAGCCUGAAUAGCUCCUCAGCUCCAUCGUCAGUACAGUCCAACUGCAUGAGCACAAAGUUAAAGCGAGGAGCACCUAGCUCAGGAGUGCCUGAAAGCUCUGAACUCAAGUCACCUGAGGUGAAAAAGAAGAUUCAGCAUGUCACAUGGCCAUGAUUUCUGUCAGCCUAUCAGAAGUGCUAACAGGAAGAAGUGCCUUUCAGUGAUUUCUGAUGGCUGUGUGUCGCUCGGCCGUGUGUCCUGUGGCAGAAGAGGCCAUAAUGCGGAUAAUGAGCUUGUGCAUCUGAAUUUAGAUGUCCACCCACAUGCUCAUUGAGAUCCUCAUAGUUGUGCCAGUAGAGUGUUAAAAGACUUUCCUCAUGAGCAUCUUUUGACCGGUGUUGUAUUAUGAGGUUCUAAAAGACAACAAAGAUGGCUUUCUCUUUUAAACACUGUAAAAAUGUCCUUUUUACUUGAAUAAAUAAUGAUUUGUUCAUUA
Molecule: messenger RNA, 1030 nt
Organism: Pangasianodon hypophthalmus (striped catfish)
Lineage: Eukaryota; Metazoa; Chordata; Actinopteri; Siluriformes; Pangasiidae
Gene: tslig2
Product: chromosome 5 C2orf49 homolog
Exons: 4
Coding region: 37-708 (223 amino acids)
Biological process (GO): embryonic morphogenesis
Cellular component (GO): tRNA-splicing ligase complex
Source: RefSeq, a predicted model, not a curated record